Dioscorea cayenensis subsp. rotundata (Guinea yam) is the source of this 1645-nucleotide messenger RNA. RefSeq names its product equilibrative nucleotide transporter 3-like. Gene Ontology annotation, biological process: nucleoside transmembrane transport. Gene Ontology annotation, molecular function: nucleoside transmembrane transporter activity. Gene Ontology annotation, cellular component: plasma membrane. The coding region runs from base 186 to 1487 and encodes 433 amino acids. The record is from RefSeq and is a predicted model, not a curated record. Lineage: Eukaryota; Viridiplantae; Streptophyta; Magnoliopsida; Dioscoreales; Dioscoreaceae. The transcript is spliced from 10 exons.
AAGCUUUUGAUAAAUCUGUUGACUUGAUGGAUAUGAUGAUUGUUCUUGCUGAUUGAUGAGUCUUAGCAAGUGAUUUGGUGUGUGAUUUGUGUAUAUUAUUAUUCUGCUUUGCAAAGAUUUGGAUGCUCAGUUCAUGCCAUUGAUCAAAGUUGGAAGCUUUAUUUGAUUCAUUAUGCCAGAAUGCGAUGAAGGAACCACUAAUAACUGGUUGUGAUUCUCACAAAGAAGCCAUGAGUUACCAGACUGGAAAUGGUCAAGCAAUAAGGAAUGAGGGAAAGAGGAUUGCAAUAUUUGUCUGCUGGCUUCUGGGAAAUGGAUCCCUAUUCCCAUGGAAUAGCAUGCUUACCAUAGAAGAUUAUUAUGCUUACCUCUUUCCGAAUUACCAUCCUUCAAGAGUGCUUACUCUUGUGUAUCAACCCUUCGCUGUUGGAACCAUUGCAAUACUAGCUUACCGUGAAGCAACACUAAAUACAAGAAAACGGAACUUAAUUGGGUUCGCCCUUUUCUUCUUCAGUUCACUUGCGAUUGUUAUUUUGGAUGUGGCAACAUCUGGGAAAGGAGGCAUUGGAGUCUUUAUUGGUAUAUGCAUCAUUAGUGGAGUAUUUGGAAUCGCUGAUGGUCAUGUGCAAGGAGGACUUGUUGGUGAUCUGUAUUUGAUGUGCCCUGAAUUUGUUCAAUCCUUCUUGGCUGGCUUAGCUGCUUCUGGAGCUCUGACCUCUGCUUUGCGGUUUAUAACAAAGGCGGCUUUUGAGAAUAGUAAAGGCGGUCUUCGCAAUGGAGCUUUGCUAUUCUUUGCCAUUUCUGCAUUUUUUGAGCUACUAUGUGUUCUUCUAUAUGCAUUUGUCUUCCCCAAACUGCCAAUUGUGAAGUACUAUCGUUCAAAAGCUGCUGCAGAAGGAUCAAAGACAGUUGCUGCUGAUCUUGCCGCUGGUGGAGUCCAAACUCAAGAAGACCGAGGAGCUGAAGAAGAUCCGAAAUCUCUAGAGCUUCUAAGCAAAAAACAGUUGUUUUUGGAAAAUAUAGAUUAUUGUGUUGGUAUUUACGUCAUUUAUGUUCUCACCUUGUCAAUUUUCCCUGGGUUCUUGUCAGAGGAUACUGGAUCACACGGCUUAGGUUCUUGGUAUGUACUUGUCCUGAUUGCGAUGUACAAUGUCUGGGAUCUCAUUGGUAGAUACAUACCAGUAGUAGAGAGGCUGAAAUUGAAGUCAAGAAAAGCCCUCCUGGGUGCAAUUAUUUCUCGAUUCUUAUUCAUUCCAGCCUUCUAUUUCACGGCAAAAUACGGAGGCCAAGGGUGGAUGAUCUUCUUGACCUCAUUCUUAGGACUAAGUAAUGGUUACCUUACCGUCUGCGUGCUAACUGCUGUUCCAAAGGGAUACAAGGGACCUGAGCAAAAUGCUUUAGGGAAUUUGCUUGUGGUGUGCCUUCUGGCUGGUAUUUUUUCCGGAGUUACACUUGAUUGGUUGUGGCUUAUUGGCAAAGGCUGGUGAUGCUGCAGAUACGCUCAGAAGCAGUUUCUUUUAUAUGGAAUGGUUUAUUUAUUUGCAUAGUUUUGAUUUAUUUAUUGUCUUUGAACAUGCCAUUAAACUAUGAUUUCUAGUUUGUGACAUUUGACCACAUAUGUUUGAUGAGCUAAUUAUGAUGCAAA